Molecule: messenger RNA, 1537 nt
Organism: Cheilinus undulatus (humphead wrasse)
Lineage: Eukaryota; Metazoa; Chordata; Actinopteri; Labriformes; Labridae
Product: NAD(P)(+)--arginine ADP-ribosyltransferase 2-like
Exons: 3
Coding region: 57-977 (306 amino acids)
Molecular function (GO): NAD+-protein-arginine ADP-ribosyltransferase activity; NAD+ poly-ADP-ribosyltransferase activity
Source: RefSeq, a predicted model, not a curated record
UGGUCAUCUGUAAAUGGUUAUUCCAAUAUCGUUGAGCAUUGCCAGCACAAGGUAACAUGCUGAACGUCAGAAGUAUGUUGGUGUUUGUUGUCCUCUGCUGCCUCUGUGUCAGGAUAACCCCUCUAAAUGCAAAUCUGGGGGACAAAGAGAACCCACGUUCAGCAUCUGAACAUCCUGUUGGGCGCCACAACAUUUCCAUCCAUGCUGCCACAGAGAAAUCUUCCAAUACUUCUUUAGAUGUCUCUGGUGUCUCACUGCAAGUCCCAUCAGCCCUGUCCUGGCUCAUCAGGAUCCCUCUUAGCUUGUCCCCUGACUCUGUAGACGACAUGUACUACGGCUGCUCCCACAGGAUGCUGAUCAAAGUGAAGCGUCACUACCUCCCACUGAGCACCAGAGAGGGCCUGGACUCUACUUACACCAAACUCUGUGCUCUGAAAGCCAUGAAGACUAAGGACUUCUAUGACCGGCUGUCCUGGAAUCACUUUAGGGCCCUGUGUGCCUACACAGCCGGCUCAUAUGACAACUUAAACCGAGCAGUCCGCAGAGGAAAGGCCUCCUACAAGACCUCCUUUGAGUUCCACGCCCUUCACUUUCUACUUUCAGAUGCCAUCAGACUCCUAAAACUCAACCAGAGAAGCUGCUAUACGAGCUACAGAAGAAGCAAACUGCUCUUCAGCGGUGAAUCUGGACAAACUGUACGCUUCGGAUCGUUCGCCUCCAGCUCCCUCAACAAGGACCUGCGGCAGUUUGGACGAAGGACCUGCUUUGAGAUCCACACUUGUUUUGGUGCCUACCUGAAGUCAUACUCUGACUUUGACUCAGAUGAGGACGAAGUGCUGAUUCCUCCGUAUGAGAUGUUCACUAUAGUGUCUGUGGACAUGUCAGGAGAGAAUGACUUAAACUGUGAUGUUUUGUUCAGGCUGGAAACUGCUGGAGUUUACAGCAGUCUCAACUGUCAGGCUGUGGACUUGCCUUAAAAAUCAGUGUUCAGUUUUAAAAUAUAAUUUAAUAAAUAAGAAUGUGAAACCUCAUUUGUUACCUUUAUCGUGAUGAAAAAAUAUUUAAACAAUGACACACUUUUAGAGCGAAUUAAAGGUUUAUUCUUGACCUUGGACCUGUGAGUUUAGCAGAACAAUCUUCAAUAGUUGUCCAAAGUCUUUUGCAAAAGAUUACUAUUACCUAGAGACAUCUGCAAGUUUGUUAUAACACAGGAUGUGUGUUUUUAAUCCUGUGUGAAUCAAUCAUGUCUGUAAUUUGCCAAGUAGAAAAUCCAGGGCAAAUUACCUUCCUAUUUAGCAGCUGGCUGUGGUUGCUUGCAAUGCUGUUUGUGUGAGCACCCAGGUUGUGCACAACCUUCAGACUGGACAUGCAAUGAUUAUGCAUAGGAAGGCAUUCAAAGCUAUAUAUAUAUAUCUCAAUAUCUUAUGUUAAUGUGUAAUAUGUCUUUUCUUUAAGUAUUCCCUUAAACAGGCAUCAUGUAAAUACACUGAAAUAUUUAAUUCAUAAGUUUCUCACAGAUCCUUACUGUAAAUCGUGU